Cooperia oncophora is the source of this 375-nucleotide messenger RNA. NCBI's taxonomy places the organism in Eukaryota, Metazoa, Nematoda, Chromadorea, Rhabditida, Trichostrongylidae. The record is from the annotation of a GenBank genome assembly.
AUGGGAUGUGGAAAGAUAGUAUGUGUACAGGAAGGUAGUGGACCUUGCUUUUUCUGUGGAAAUCUGGUCUGCACCAAGGAUGAGAAAGAGAUUCUGGAUCGAGGUUCUCGAAAAAGUGCUGAACUUUACUCUCAUUUGAUGGGCUUGAAGAAGGGUGGUAACACCAAUGAAUCUUCACUAUCUGCUAUUGGAGCUGAGUUCCAAAAAGCUACUCACUUCAGAAACAAGCUUCUAGCUGCCGACGCUGACUCGAAACGCACACGGCAAAUAAUCCAACGCAAGUUUGGAAUUGAAGAGAUCAAAGCAGAGACCGCAAGAAGAAAAAAACGCUCUACAAUCUCAAUGUUACUGAUGUCACCGUUAGCGAAGGGGUGC